Haliotis rufescens (red abalone) is the source of this 3450-nucleotide messenger RNA. RefSeq names its product ankyrin-2-like. Bases 1 to 3450 code for a protein of 1149 amino acids. Gene Ontology annotation, molecular function: protein binding. NCBI's taxonomy places the organism in Eukaryota, Metazoa, Mollusca, Gastropoda, Lepetellida, Haliotidae. The record is from RefSeq and is a predicted model, not a curated record. The transcript is spliced from 5 exons.
AUGGCUCUAACCCAUGCAACUAUGCAGUAUGCAACUGGCUCAUACUCUUCUCUGGAUUUAUCUGCUGCAGAUGCCAAUCUGUUUAAUGAAUUGGAAAGGUGCAUGAACAUGUUGUGUUUCCAUAAUUUGGUCAUCCUCUACCGUGUCCGAGCAGGCGUCUGUGCAUUCAACACUUGUCAAGGGAGCAGAUGCCUGGAGACUCGUGCUGGAACGACUGCCUGUGUCAAAGGGGGACAUAAUCAAGCACAACGACAGACAACUGUUAUCACCACUCUCAUCGAUGCCUGCACCGUUGGAGACCUGCCUCAAGUCAAAUACAUAUUGUCUCAAGAUAUUGCAAACAUCAAUAAAAGAGGGAAGAAUGGUAUGACACCAGCGAUGAUAGCGGCAGAGAAAGGACACAGAAAGACACUUGAAUUACUUGUGAAGAAAGGUGCUGAUCUGUGUCUAUUGGAUGAUGAUAACAACAGUAUCUUACAUGUGGCCUGUAAAGAGGGAAACGUGGAGAUAGUGAAGUAUAUCCACUCACAGAACAUCAUUGACAUUGAAAGUAGAGGGGACUACGGGAAUACACCGGUGAUGUUUGCUGCACUAUUUGGAAAGAUGGAAGUGUUGUUUUUUCUUGUGAAAAUAGGAGCUGAUCUAUCAAAAUUAAAUGAGGACGGUGAGAAUAUCCUCCAUCUUUCCAGUCGAGGAGGAGAUGUAGAGAUAGUGAAUUAUGUCCUCACACACAAGAUUGUCGAUAUAAACAGUAGAACGUACGCGUUGAAGACACCAUUAAUGCUGGCAGCGAUGUCAGGGACGAGUAAAGUGUUUCAGUUAUUGAUAGAGAGAGGAGCUGAUAUCGCACAAUCACAUGACAGUACGAAACUCCUUGAAUAUGCCUGCAAAGGUGGAGAUGUUGAUAUAGUGAAGUGUGUCCUCAACCUAGCCAAGGUGGACAUCAACUGUGAUUUGUCGGGUGGGGCCACACCAUUGCUGUAUGUAGCACUCUUGGGGCACACUGAAGUGUUUAAAUUACUGGUAAGGAAAGGAGCCGAUGUGACAAAGGUAGAUGAUUACAAGGAAAAUAUCCUUCAUCGUUCCUGUGAAAAAGGAAAUUUGGAGAUCGUGAGAUAUAUCCUCACAAAAAACAUUGUGGACUUAAACAGUAAAGAAGAUGAAGGUAUGACAGCGGUGUUACUUGCAGCACAAUCGGGGACAAGAGAUGUGUUUGACUUACUGACGGAGAGAGGAGCUGAUCUGUCAGUUGUAAAUACUAACGGUGAAAACAUUCUUCAUUUGGCCUGUGACGGAGAAGAUAAAGAGAUAGUGAAGCAUGUCCUCAAACAAAACGUUGUGGACAUCAACAGUAAACAAGGUGAAGAGAUGACAGCGGUGUUACUUGCAGCAAAAUCGGGGACAAGAGAAGUGUUUGACUUACUGACGGAGAGAGGAGCUGAUCUGUCUGUUGUAAACAUUUAUGAUGAAAAUAUUCUUCAUUUGGCCUGUGACGGAGAAGAUAUAGAGAUAGUGAAGCAUGUCCUCAAACAAAACGUUGUGGACAUAAACAGUAAACAAGGUGAAGGGAUGACAGCGGUGUUACUUGCAGCAAAACUGGGGACAAGAGAAGUGUUUGACUUACUGACGGAGAGAGGAGCUGAUCUGUCUGUUGUAAAUACUAACGGUGAAAACAUUCUUCAUUUGGCCUGUGACGGAAAAGAUAUAGAGAUAGUGAUGCAUGUCCUCAAACAAAACGUUGUGGACAUCAAGAGUAAACAAGGUGAAGGGAUGACAGCGGUGUUACUUGCAGCAAAACUGGGGACAAGAGAAGUGUUUGACUUACUGACGGAGAGAGGAGCUGAUCUGUCAGUUGUAAAUACUAACGGUGAAAACAUUCUUCAUUUGGCCUGUGACGGAGAAGAUAUAGAGAUAGUGAAGCAUGUCCUCAAACAAAACGUUGUGGACAUCAACAGUAAACAAGGUGAAGGGAUGACAGCGGUGUUACUUGCAGCAAAACUGGGGACAAGAGAAGUGUUUGACUUACUGACGGAGAGAGGAGCUGAUCUGUCUGUUGUAAACAUUUAUGAUGAAAAUAUUCUUCAUUUGGCCUGUGACGGAGAAGAUAUAGAGAUAGUGAAGCAUGUCCUCAAACAAAACGUUGUGGACAUAAACAGUAAACAAGGUGAAGGGAUGACAGCGGUGUUACUUGCAGCAAAACUGGGGACAAGAGAAGUGUUUGACUUACUGACGGAGAGAGGAGCUGAUCUGUCAGUUGUAAAUACUAACGGUGAAAACAUUCUUCAUUUGGCCGGUGACGGAGAAGAUAUAGAGUUAGUGAAGCAUGUCCUCAAACAAAACGUUGUGGACAUCAACAGUAAACAAGGUGAAGGGAUGACAGCGGUGUUACUUGCAGCAAAACUGGGGAUAAGAGAAGUGUUUGACUUACUGACGGAGAGAGGAGCUGAUCUGUCAGUUGUAAAUACUAACGGUGAAAACAUUCUUCAUUUGGCCUGUGACGGAGAAGAUAUAGAGAUAGUGAAGUAUGUCCUCACGCAAAACAUUGUGGACAUAAACAGUAAACAAAAUGGAGGGAUGACAGCGGUGUUACUUGCAGCACAAUCGGGGACAAGAGUGCUCAUUGAAUUUCUGCCAAGCGCCAAGAAGGGCCAAAUUCAAAAUGGUGCCACUCGGAUCAGGGUCGAUCAAACCAAUAAGCUUGUUGCACUAGACACACAGAAUGUCAUGGAUCCAGCCGUCGCCACCUCACUGGCACACAUGCACGAAACAGGUCAAGUGCUUCAUGCAACAUAUGUCUCGGAAAGGCUGGAAGAAACUUCAGUACCUGUGUUCGAUAUCAUCAAGCGAAACAGCAUGUUAACAUUUGCCAACCGGCCUGAUCUCAAGAAAACAGGCAAGCGAGAUAACAGCACGCAGAAGCAAAACAUGGCCCUAGUCACACAGCUUUUUCUGUCACUGCAGUCGCGACCCGAUGCCGAUAUCCGGGAAUUCUUUCAGUUUGAAAAUCAGCGAGAACCACCAAGCUUGGCAGAUCGAGGAUCACUAAGAUCUGGAACAAAGUCAGAUAUUCUUCAAUGUAUCAAUGUACCAACUGGCCGUGCAGAUGCUGUCAAACAAGCAACGGUUGCUGUCCUUGAUAUGGCCGCAGUGAUUCAUCUAGUUCGUCCAACAAGAGCAAAGACGUUUAAUGAGUAUGUGUCAUUCCACAUCAUUCCGUUCUUGAAGUCACAAGUUAACGGUACUAGUGUCCAACGCAUUGAUGCUGUAUGGGAUACAUAUCCAGAGGACAAUAACCUGAAAGGUCUCACACAACAGCGACGUGGAAACGGCCCACGAACGAGAAUUGGUGAUGGCAAGACUCCAGUCCCAAAGCGGGAUUGGAAUAGCGGUUUCCUGAAAAAUGUUGCGAACAAAAAGGAAUUGUUCUCUUUCAUCAGCAGAGAGAUAUGA